Molecule: messenger RNA, 5275 nt
Organism: Anas platyrhynchos (mallard)
Lineage: Eukaryota; Metazoa; Chordata; Aves; Anseriformes; Anatidae
Gene: SEPTIN8
Product: septin 8
Molecular function (GO): GTP binding
Source: RefSeq, a predicted model, not a curated record
UCCCCCCCGGUUCCCCCCGGCCCCGGCCCGCCCCGUCCCGCCCCGGCCGGCUGCGGGGCGUGCCCGGCGGUGGCCAUAUUGGAGCCAUUCCGCCGCCAACACCCGCGGCGGACACAGCCCCGGCCAUGGCCGCCACCGAGCUGGAGCGCUUCGCGAAUGAAGAGAAGAGGAACCUUUCCCUGGGGGGCCAUGUGGGCUUCGACAGCCUCCCGGAUCAGCUGGUCAGCAAGUCCGUCACGCAGGGCUUCAGCUUCAACAUCCUCUGCGUGGGCGAGACGGGCAUUGGGAAGUCCACGCUGAUGAACACUCUUUUCAACACCACGUUCGAGACGGAGGAAGCCAGCCACUACGAGAGCGCUGUUCGCCUGCGGCCGCGCACCUACGACCUGCAGGAGAGCAACGUGCACCUGAAGCUCACCAUCGUGGAUGCGGUUGGAUUCGGGGACCAGAUAAAUAAAGACGAAAGUUACAGGCCAAUCGUUGAGUACAUUGAUACGCAGUUUGAAAACUAUUUGCAAGAAGAGCUGAAAAUCCGCCGUUCCCUCUUCAACUACCACGACACGAGGAUUCACGUCUGCCUGUACUUCAUCACGCCCACCGGGCACUCGCUCAAGUCCUUGGACCUGGUGACGAUGAAGAAGCUGGAUAGCAAGGUGAACAUCAUCCCGAUCAUCGCCAAAGCAGACACCAUUUCCAAGAGCGAGCUGCACAAAUUUAAGAUCAAGAUCAUGAGCGAGCUGGUCAGCAACGGUGUGCAGAUCUACCAGUUCCCCACAGAUGACGAAGCAGUCGCUGAGAUCAACUCGGUGAUGAAUGCUCAUCUGCCCUUCGCUGUGGUCGGCAGCACGGAGGAGGUGAAGGUUGGGAACAAGCUGGUGAGAGCUCGGCAGUACCCGUGGGGAGUGGUGCAAGUUGAGAAUGAAAGCCACUGCGACUUCGUGAAGCUGCGAGAAAUGCUGAUUCGAGUCAACAUGGAGGAUCUCCGGGAGCAGACCCACACCCGCCACUACGAGCUGUACAGGAGGUGCAAACUGGAGGAGAUGGGCUUCAAGGACACGGACCCGGACAGCCAGCCCUUCAGCCUACAAGAAACAUAUGAGACCAAAAGAAAAGAAUUCUUGGGUGAGCUCCAGAAGAAAGAGGAAGAAAUGAGACAAAUGUUUGUUAACAAAGUCAAGGAGACGGAGGCAGAGCUGAAGGAGAAGGAGAGAGAGCUGCACGAGAAGUUUGAGCACUUGAAAAGGAUACACCAGGAGGAGAAAAGGAAGGUGGAGGAGAAGAGGAGGGAGCUGGAAGAGGAGAUGAAUGCCUUCAACAGGCGGAAAGUAGCGGUGGAAACCUUGCAGUCCCAGUCCUUGCAGGCUACCUCACAGCAGCCACUGAGGAAGGACAAAGACAAGAAGAACUUUUUUAGUCUUCCCACUGCGUGCUCCAUAACAACAGGAAGACAUGUUAAUUAGAAGAUUUAUUAAGGCCAAAACAUCUCAUGCAGAAGAAAUUAAUUGGUGCUUUCACCUUUAAGCUUGCCAUAUAUUGCACAGAAGAGAUUAUAUAGCAAGGACUAAGAUGCUCUGUGUCUUCUGAUUGGGAAAAGUUUGCUUGAUCAGGUUUCUUGAUCAAGGCAAAAUCUGAGGUACUUGCCAAAAGAUAAAUUGCUAAUUAAGGCUGAUGCAUGGCUUGCACUGAAACCAAAACACUAAUCUCGGGGUGAGAGCCUGGACGAGGCACUUAACACUGUAACUAAACUUCCCAAGGGAAGGGGAACGAGGUCGGGUUAGUCCGAGACAAGUUUUCGGCUUGCUGCUUGAGCUGCCACUGUAAUGGGAUUUUCAUUUGUUCCUCUCCUCGGUCUGGUUUUGGGCCGUAACCUGAGAACCUCCUAACGCCCUUAACGCUUCAGCCGGGCUCUGGUGUUCCUUAGCAAUAACUCUUCCAUGUAGCUUUUUUUCCUGUAGACUUACAGGCUUUACAACCUAAAUCCCCAAGCCUCAAUUUGUUCAGUUUUCCUAGGGCUGUAACCCCCGUGCCUCACACUUAACCCCUCUCCAAAGCCCCCCUCGCCCUUACUUCGGUUACCGGCGCUCCUGCCUGGCCAGCCCGGACUCCUGCAGCUCCUGCUGGGACGUGCUGGGUAAGAGCAGAAACAUCCUAAAGGACAACUAAAUAAUUCGGUAACAGAGGGGAAAUGCUUUAAAGCUGGAGUCUCGGCAUUCCAGGCUUUAUGUUCUGCAUUUAUAGCAGACCGACUUCCCCUUACAUAAAUAACUUGUUUAAAAAAAACUCUUGGUGUUUGUGUCCCAGGCUAACUUCUCAAAGGAACAGGGCAAGGCCCUAGUUUACCUUCAUUUUAAACAAACUUGUAAAUGAAUCUCAGGAAUGACCUGCUUGUACCAAAGUUGGGUUUAAUAAAAAUAGAACUGACAUGUUUAACAAACAUCUGUUAAACGCGUUUUGUACGCUAAUUAUAUUCACUGGAAGAACACAGUGCUUUGUCCAAAUUCACAAUCCUCGCGGUUGUUCCAGCUUCCCUCUGUUAACCCCCUUGUCCCGUGUGUGCUGGAUGUGCUCCUACUGCCAGCAGCCCCCUGUGCCACGGCUGGAGGUAACGGCCGAGCCCACGGGGCAUCUCUGAAUUCUGGAAAGAAAAUCACCCAAGUCUGUUGUUAGGCACACUUGAAAUCUUCAGCUGCUCCCCUGAUCUGCACCAUGCAAGUUUUUGCGUUGCGUUUUCUUUUCAUUUUUUCAAAAAAAUCUUUUUUCAAACUCACAGCAGAGAGAGGCCAUCCCUGCUGCCCACAGCUCCUCUGAAGGGCAAGGAAAGGUGUUCGUACCUGGCACAGGUGGGAAGGAGCCAGCACAGCGCUGUGUCCACCUCACUCUGGGAGCUGCUGGGGCCUCUGCAGUCAUAGUGAGGUUGCUUUAGGUUCAUUUUCUCCCUGGUGGUGAUCGCUGCAGGGUGAUGGUAGGCGAGGGGAAGAGAUCCUCCUGUAGCUUGCCGUGUUUCCAAAACGCAGAGCCCAGGCAGGCAGCUGGGCUGUGCUCACACCCCAGGGAGGGGGAGAAAACAGCCCUUCAGCCAGGUCAGGGGAAUUCACCCUAAGAGCUCAUCGGAAGUGCUGUGUAAAUGUUCUCUUGUUUACAAGGACUGAGCAUUCCCCAAACAAACCCCACAAAACCGGCCCUCAGCACAUCGGGUGUUUGUCAGCCGUGCUGGCUGAAUCCAGUGUGUUCUGCCAGAACGGGGCAGCAGAAUGACUGCGGGGCCAUGGGGGGAGCCCAGCUGCAGGUAACACAAGCCUGGGGGAGGGAACGACCUGUGGCUGUGAUGUGCACGCAACGGCAAUCCGAGCAGACAGGCAGAGACAGGAGAUAGUCACGGUCUGUGAAACAGCUGGACAAAAUGCUCCUUCUGUUCUGUUAGUUCCUUUAUCCUAACUCAGCACUGGGAGAGGUGUGGGCAGGCCCUGUGCUACCAGAGAUGCAGCCUCCAGCUGCACUGCUCCCAGUCCAGUUUGUCAUCCUGCAACUCAACUGGGAACACGGGACUGUGCUGGGCCUCUCAGCAUGGGCUUCAGCUUUUUAGAUUGAACUCCCCGUUAACGUGCACGCUGGAAUGUGGCUCAGAUGGCACUGUGGGGGUUUUGAAGAGCAGUUCUGUUGGUUUGUAAGGUGUUAUCCAGCAUAUGGGUGAGAAACUACGUAUGUAGGCUCAAAGCUGGGGUGAAAAACAGAUAGGAGCUGUUGUGGUAUGAAGGUAGAGCACGUUGAUUACUGCGUGCAGAAUUUUUCUGCUACUAUUUCCAUUGGUUAAUGCAGCUGGUGAAGAUGCUUGAGAUAAGGUAGAAAAAGGGAUGGGAGGAAAAGCAGAACUAGAGACGGGAAGCAGACAUGCAGCCCAGCUUCCUGCAGGGGCUGCUGAGGGCAUUGCCUUUUUGCUGGCCUCUUGUGGAGCACGCCGAGAACACGCAGACCAAGAUUAUAUUUUAUUUAAAGUAAACUACAAAAGGCAACUUGCCUCCUUCAGAAAGUCGGGCAGUCAAGUCACAGUUUGAUAGAAAAGGAAAGUGCCACACCGCGGGAGGAAAGAGCCCUACCACAGAGAGAAAACCUUCCCUGUGGGAUUUGGUAGGAUUAAUAAAUAACGCGUCACAAGCACGCCACUGCCCAGCUCCUGGCUGCAGGACACCUUGUAAACGGGUCAGGUGUGGGGAGGAGUGCUGAGCCCUGCUCCUGGGGCAUCCCCCGGCACUCAGUGUGGUAGCUUUGACUUGCUUGGGCACUGCUUCCUUUGCGGUUUCAGAAGAAAAGCUUGACUUUCUCCCUGCACAAAUACGAGGCUGAUUCUUUCCUCAGUACCAGCUCUGGCAAAAUCUCAAUGUAAGACUUUGGAAAGCUUUAUCUGUUAUCAGAGCUGCUCAGGACGCCACGCCUGCAAAGCUCGCAGUCCGGGACUUUCUCUCCUACCAGGUAAGAAGAUGAGCCAAGGAAGGAAGGCCAGGAAAUUUCUUGCUGCACUGGUGAGCGCUGCUGCCAAGCAGUGUAAGGAUUUCCUUGCUCCUUUCUUACCCUUGCUCCCCAUUUAUUUAUCCAGUAUCACUGAGACACCUGCUCAGCACAUAGCCUGUGCUGGGCUCCAUGAAAGCCUUUCCUGCUCCGUGACAGACUUGCAGGUAUUGUUACUCAUACAGUACUGUCUGGGUUUUAACUUCUAACUAGUACAACUAGCACCUGAAAAUGCUGGCCCUGGUGUUUAAAACACCUUUAAAAAAAAACAGAAAACAACAAACGUAUUUUGAAGGAACGUGUAAGGCCAUUUUUAAAAGUGCAAGAGAAGCUUGAACUGACCUUUGUAGAUUGUAAAACUGCUUUGCUAUAGCGAUUAACAGUUAACAAAAACUAUGCUGGUAGUGGUAAGGAAUUAGUUGAAGGCAUUUUCCAUUGUCCAGUCUGGUAAGACAGGAAAAAAAAACCAGCCUGGAUGGCACAAGCUGGGCAGUGCUGUCUGCAGCCAAGAAGUGAUCUCCCACAGCUCCCAGGAACUUGGAGGGGGCCUUUAACGGCUCACCCAGGAAGGAGCACGGACCUCAGAACCCUUGGAUUCAGGGUAAGGACUUAAAAAAAAUAAAAAAUUAAAUGGUUUGGCUCACAGCCUUUUCACUGUUAAAUCAAAACCUUGGUCCUACCUGAGGACUGCUCUUACAGAGCCAGCAGUGGGAGCUCCCCCUUCCUUGAAAGCAGCUCCUGUUUGGCUCUGCCAUGGGCAAGUCAUGUUAGC